Messenger RNA from Dioszegia hungarica, 1041 nucleotides. RefSeq names its product RAI1 like PD-XK nuclease-domain-containing protein. Gene Ontology annotation, molecular function: mRNA 5'-diphosphatase activity. The coding region runs from base 1 to 1041 and encodes 346 amino acids. The record is from RefSeq and is a predicted model, not a curated record. Gene Ontology annotation, biological process: nuclear-transcribed mRNA catabolic process; NAD-cap decapping. Gene Ontology annotation, cellular component: nucleus; cytosol. The transcript has 6 exons. NCBI's taxonomy places the organism in Eukaryota, Fungi, Basidiomycota, Tremellomycetes, Tremellales, Bulleribasidiaceae.
AUGAGACAGGCAUACGGCGCACAAGCGCCCCGAUCUACCACUCUGCCAGCGAGACCAGGCCCCUCCUCCGCUCCAGGACUCCAUCACUACCUCCCCCUUCCCCCACUCUCCCUUCGCGACCCCGCACCGCCCUUGCGCCAACCCCACCUGAUCACAACCUACUCGCAUCUCCCUGACCGAUCCAUCACACCUGGAGAUAGCUCAAUGGCGUACUACAGUCCCUGCCGUAUCGGUUCGGACCUGAACUAUGGCUUUGACCGGCGAGUUGAGCGGAAGGAGGACGAGGAGGAGCAUUUAGACGGGGUGUGCGGGGCUCUCAGGCGAGAGUGGGAGGCAGGGAGACAGGGGGAGCGGGAGGGAGGGAUCAUUACCUGGAGGGGAAUGAUCACAAGGAUCAUGACUGCGCCAUACGAUAACGAGGGCUGGGAGAUGACAGCUAUCCCUCUGGCUGGAUCUGUGUAUAUAGAGCUGCACGACCCACCUGAUGUCCGAGCUGCGAGGGCAAAGAAGCAGUCGGGAUGGGCGUGGCAGAGCUACAUGGGGUACGCAUUCGAGUCCUUCUCGACCAAGACUGUCGGAGGGGAUGACGGCCCAGAGGUAGAUACGGAGGGGGAGGACAGACCAGAAGGCUGGAGUGGAGAUGUGAAUACGAACGUACAGUGGUGCAAUGUCAUCCGCUCAGCUAUAGGAGAGAUACCACUAUGUCUUGGAGGAGAGGUUGACUGCGUCAAAGGUGCGACUCGCAUCUCGAGCACGAGAAAUGGAAGGCUCAUAUGCGCAGCGGAGGUUGGGGCGCCACAUCCAGGUCUCGACGGCUGUAUGGAGCUCAAGACCAACAAAGUCAUCGAGAAUGAACGACAAGAGGGGAUCUUUCACAAAAAGAUGCUGAAGCACUGGGCUCAAUCGUGGCUGCUUGGAAUAUCGGAAGUGGAGGUCGGCUUUCGAGACGAGGCGGGCAUCGUCCGCUCUAGGCAGACUUUUGAGACAAUGUCCAUACCCCGCUUGUACAUCUCCACUGCCGAACCCCUGGCAAUAUACUGA